Messenger RNA from Xylaria bambusicola, 324 nucleotides. RefSeq lists its product as uncharacterized. Bases 1 to 324 code for a protein of 107 amino acids. The transcript is spliced from 2 exons. NCBI's taxonomy places the organism in Eukaryota, Fungi, Ascomycota, Sordariomycetes, Xylariales, Xylariaceae. The record is from RefSeq and is a predicted model, not a curated record.
AUGUCAAACUCAACCUCCCGCCCCAAAGACACUAGCAAACCCCUUUUCGGUCCUGUAGAGCCUAUCUCUAACAACGACACCAAAGAAACAGAAGACGACAUGUUCGUCCUAAUCAGCAAGCGGAACUACUGGAAAGACGGCAAACUCGUCUCCAGCUCCGGCGAUCCAGAGCCAAAAAAAGAGAAGCCGGGGAUCAUAGACAAGGAUGGAUUUGAGACGAUAGCUCUCGACGAUCCUAAAACCAAAAAGCGGCACGAAUACAUGAACAUGGAAUACGACAACAGAUAUACACCCCAGGGAGUUCCCUUGGCAUAUACGACGUAG